CGUCACUUCCGCUCGCCGUCUUGGUCAAAACCAGUGUAUCGAAUCGUCGCCGGACAGUGAAGGUUACCUGCUUCAACAGUGCUUGAACGGCAACCUUUCUGCUGUCUAGAAACACCGCCGGACGGAACUAUUUUAACAUUUGCUACUCCACCAUCAUCGACAACACAUCACCUUAGGCACCAAGCAGUGUUUUUGCUGUCGUAGCUUGUCACCGACACAACGUUAGCUUGCUAGCUAGUCCUUUUGACAACAAUACACGCCAGUUGCGUAAGACGCUAAGGUGUUUUUCGACCAGCUCCUCGACCUCUGGACAAGAAGACUUGCCGCUGAUAUUUUGAACCAUGACUUCCCAGGUGAGACAGAACUUCCACCAGGACUGCGAGGCUGCAAUCAACAGGCAGAUCAACCUGGAGCUGUACGCCUCCUACGUCUAUCUGUCCAUGGCUUACUACUUUGAACGGGAUGACCAGGCGUUGCCCAACUUUGCAAAGUUCUUCCAUAACCAGUCACACGAGGAGCGCGAGCACGCUGAGAAACUAAUGAAACUACAGAACCAGAGGGGCGGAAGGAUCUUCCUACAAGACAUCAGGAAACCUGAGAGAGAUGAGUGGGGCAGCGGUAUCGAGGCUCUCGAGUGUGCCCUGCAGCUUGAAAAGAGUGUCAACCAGUCGCUGCUGGACAUGCACAAGGUUGCUUCCGAACACAAUGACCCACAUAUGUGUGACUUCAUCGAGACACACUACCUGGACGAGCAGGUGAAGUCCAUCAAAGAACUGGCAGACUGGGUGACCAACCUGCGCCGCAUGGGUGCUCCCCAGAAUGGCAUGGCCGAGUAUCUGUUCGACAAACACACUUUGGGCAAGGAGAGUAGCUAGAGUAUGUCUCCAAAUUAUGCUAAAUGCUAAAUUAUGCUAUAUAUUUGUGUCAAAAUCUUGCUUCUUAUUUCAUCUUAAAGAAAAAAAUGGCUAUCUGCUUGGUACUGGCAAGUCAUUCAGAUCAAUCAUAAUCACCUCCUUUUCUAGUUAAAGGGAUUGCUACUAUUGCCAGUGUCUCCUAGCUUUCAUAUACCUUAACACCAGUUAUUAUACAAGUCACUAUGCCCUGAGCUGUGACCAAUUUGCAUUCUUGCAUUGCAAGUCCAUUGUUUCACUUACUCUGUCACCUGUGUCCCUGUUGGUACUAUUUCCAUGUUUUAUGCCAGGUGUUGUCAAAAUAAAUCAAACCCUCUGGAGUCUGA
Myripristis murdjan (pinecone soldierfish) is the source of this 1237-nucleotide messenger RNA. Its product is annotated as ferritin, heavy subunit. Gene Ontology annotation, cellular component: cytoplasm. Lineage: Eukaryota; Metazoa; Chordata; Actinopteri; Holocentriformes; Holocentridae. Gene Ontology annotation, molecular function: ferric iron binding; ferrous iron binding. Gene Ontology annotation, biological process: intracellular iron ion homeostasis; iron ion transport. The record is from RefSeq and is a predicted model, not a curated record. The transcript has 5 exons. Bases 342 to 875 code for a protein of 177 amino acids.